Molecule: messenger RNA, 1955 nt
Organism: Onychostoma macrolepis
Lineage: Eukaryota; Metazoa; Chordata; Actinopteri; Cypriniformes; Cyprinidae
Gene: marcksb
Product: myristoylated alanine-rich protein kinase C substrate b
Exons: 2
Coding region: 275-979 (234 amino acids)
Biological process (GO): actin filament organization; central nervous system development
Cellular component (GO): cytoplasm; actin filament bundle; plasma membrane
Molecular function (GO): calmodulin binding; actin filament binding
Source: RefSeq, a predicted model, not a curated record
CACUUGGGCGUUGUAUCUAGCAUCUCAUUAUCAAAAGAGAACAAUUUCAUUAUCUCCAUCUCGUAUCCCAAAAUAAUAUAUUUUAUUUGAGAGAGUGCUAUAAUUAGUGUCUUUUCCCGAUCAGUUGAUCACAGCUUUACCUCUCGUAAUCUUUUUUCCGCGGUUUUAUUUGAAAACCGACGCUCUUGAGAGCGAGCACGCGACGCGUCUGAGGGAGAAGCUCGCGCUCUUUGUUCAUUCAUUUGAUCUGCGAUUCUUUGUUGCGUGUGAAAGCAUGGGAGCGCAAAUCUCCAAAAACGGAGCAAAAGACGAGACUGCUGCCGAAAAACCAGCCGAGGCUGCGAAUAAAUCAAACGGGCAGGAGAAUGGCCAUGCUAAAACCAAUGGGAAUGCCUCUCCAAAUGCAGAAGCAGCCACAGAGGACGUGCAGGCCAAUGGAAAGCACUCUGCCGAUGGGGAGGUAAAAGCAGAGGAAGGAAAGGCUGAGGAAGGAGGCGCAGAGAAGGCCGCUCCUGAGGGCGAAGCGGAGAGUUCCGCCGUUGCAAAUGGCGAAGACACGGCCAAAACAGAAGAAAACGGUUCUGCUUCGGCGAGCAGUGAGCCUGCCAAAACCAAAAAGCGUUUCUCCUUUAAGAAACCGUUCAAACUUAGCGGCUUCUCCUUUAAGAAGAGCGCCAAAAAGGAUGCUGAAGGCGGAGAGGCGGCAGCAGCUGUGGAGAACGGUGAGCAAAAGAAGGAUGCUGAACCUGAAUCUGAGGAGGCCAAGCCUGAGGCCUCCAGCGAAGAGAACAAGACGGAGGCUCCAGCUGAGGAACCGAAAGCUGAGGAGGAACCAGCUGAAAACAAAGAGGAAAAACCAUCCAGUGAGGUAGCCGAAGAGAAGCCAGCUGAGGAGAAGCAAGCAGAGGCUGCUCCUCAGGAACCAGCGGCCACAGAGAGCUCAGAUGCCCCGGCCGCCCCAGCUGCUGCCACAGAGUAAGAUGGAGGUGAAAAGCCCGUUUUAGAUGAAGUCCGAGGAGCACAAACAUGGAAAAUUUGUACAAAAACCAAUGACAUUUCAAACCUUCUGUUUUCUCCCAUACUUUCAUCCAUUCCUGUUCCAUCCACUACAUUGUAUAUGGCAUUUUGAAGGAAGGAAGUUGGAUGGAAUGAUUGGAAGUGAAAGGCACAUUUUCCCCCAUGUUUUUCAUAAUUUUUUUGUAGCAGUUGUGUAAGUUGUGUGGGUGUGUGUGCGCAUGAGUGAGAUUAAUAGAGCAUUGCUUGUUUCAAUUGUUUUUUUUUUUGGGUUCAUUUUCUUUUGUAGGUGAACUGUGUUAGUGUCAUAAGGACAUUGAGUUGAAAUGUUAGUUGAAGGUACUGGUGCCAUACAAUUGGGUAAAUCAAGCUUGUGGAAAAAGGAGCUAUCAGAAACAACACCAUUGAACAAUUUACAGAUGUUAUUUGUCAGUUCUCAUUUGAUUUUACUGUCAUCAUUACAUGAAUCACUAAAACAGGUGCUCAAAACCUCAGCAGCUGCAUUGUGCAAUACCGCAGCAUUAUGUAUUGGUAUUGGCUUUUGUCAUUGCUGGAUUUUACGAUGUUGAAAAUGGCUUUAUCAUGUUCUCUUUCUCAAUAUCAAUGGUAUCAAUUGAAGUUUUUUUUUUCCUCUUUCUGGAAAUACUCCUGUUUCAAUGAGAAUGAUGUUCUGAAAUGUUUAACAUCAAAACAUUUGACCUGUCGUGUAAUGCAGUCCAAGUAAUUUUUAUUCCAGCAGAGUUCCACAAAUGUUUGAAAAAUUGCCGGUGCAAUCGUCAAGUAGAUUUUUUUUCUUUUUUUUUUUUUCCUGUAAAUACUUCAGCACCAUCUCUACUUGAUUUUUAAAUGGAAUGUAACUGCGUGCAAAUCGUUCACAAUGCUUCUUUUACCCCUUCAUUUUAGGGGCACUCAAAACAAAAAUAAAGGAUUUAGACAGACAA